Messenger RNA from Chanos chanos (milkfish), 3020 nucleotides. It is a transcript of the gene rtknb, whose product is annotated as rhotekin b. Gene Ontology annotation, biological process: mitotic cytokinesis; actomyosin contractile ring assembly; signal transduction. Lineage: Eukaryota; Metazoa; Chordata; Actinopteri; Gonorynchiformes; Chanidae. Bases 216 to 1718 code for a protein of 500 amino acids. The transcript is spliced from 13 exons. Gene Ontology annotation, cellular component: actomyosin contractile ring. The record is from RefSeq and is a predicted model, not a curated record.
GAAGGAAGAGGGCUUUCUACUUUUUCGGAUGUAUUCCAACCUGUAUUCCUAUACUGUCAGACUCUGAGUUGAACUGCGCUUUUAUUUUGGCGAAAGUUGCGUGUUUCUUAAAAGCUGUUUGUACCUGGGAACAAGCGUAUUUUGUAAAACGUCUUACGUACCUAAGCCUACCAAAUAAUCGACUUGUUCUGCCCGUUCAAUUAAAAGGAUAGAUUAUGUUUUCUCGAUCUAAAACGUCGAGAGCAACAGUCGCUCGGGGCUCUGCGGUGGAAAUGGAACUACGGAGAGGCCGUCUACGACUCAGCGUGUUUGACGAUUCGCCUGAGGACUAUGAUGUGCAGAAGCAGAUUGAGAGAGAGGUGAGAGUGAGGGAGGGAGCAUGUAAACUUCUGGCCGCAUGCUCCCAGAGAGAUCAGGCACUGCAGACUUCUAAGAGUCUCCUGACCUGUAACAGACGCAUCAUGGCCCUCAUGAGCCAGCUCCAACGCUUGAAGGAGGCCCAAGCACUUCAGAGAGCAGGACGCAGAUCAUCUGAUGGUGGGAGCCUGGAUGAGACGCUGCCUUGUACAGGAAAGGUUGCCAUAUCGGGUAUCCGCAUCCCUCUCAUGUGGAAAGACUCUGAGUACUUUAAAAACAAAGGGGAGCUGCACAGAUGUGCUGUUUUCUGUUUGCUUCAUUUGGGUAGAGAAAUACGUGAUACAGAUCUAGUGAUGGUUGACCGCACCCUGACUGACAUCUGCUUUGAUGACAUCAUCAUUUUUAACGAGGCAGCUCCAGACUUUGAGUUGCGGUUUGAGUUAUACAGUUGUGGUGUGCAUGAAGAGAGCAGUUUGGGAUAUUCCCCCCGCAGGCUGAGCAGGCUCAGUGGCUCUGUAGGUGGAUCUUCUGGGAAGAAAGUCCGGGUAUCCCUGGAUUCAACCCCAGGAUGUGGAUCACCGAGCAAUGGGAUUGGUACAGCAGGGGUAGAGAGGGGAGGAGGUUCACCGGUUUUACCGCCUGCUCUCAGUGUUCAAGGACCCAAAUAUCACCUCCUAGCGCACUCUAGUCUGAACCUGUCCCAUGUUCAGAGUUCCUUCAGAACACAUGACCUCACUGUAUCUGCCACAGAGGACUGCCCAUACUGGCUGCCGUUGUAUGGUAGCAUGUGUUGUCAUCUGGUGGCUCAACCCGUCUGUAUGACUCAGCAGGCGAUGAGUGGGAGACUGAGGAUCCAGGUGAGAGAUGAUGCCCAGAGUUGGAGGGAUGUCUAUGGUGUCCUGAGAGGGACAAACCUGAUCUGUUAUCACAAGCAAGAACAUGCAGAGGCUUUGAAAGAGCCAGCAUUUACAAUUGCUGUGAACAAGGACACCCGUAUCCGAGCAACUGAGAGAAACCCUGUUCUUCACACACAGAGUAUUUCCAUCACCAACCAAUCAGGAGAGGAAGAGGUUUCACACACAUUAGUCACACUCACCUCGGAUGACACACGUUGCUGGAUGGAGGCAUUUUGGCAGCACUUUUACGACAUGAGCCAGUGGAAACAGUGCUGUGAUGAGCUCAUGAAGAUUGACAUGCCAUCUCCACGGAAACCCCUGCCAGUGUCACUUAAGCAGGGGUCCCUGUACCAUGAGAUGGUCACCCCUUCCACUUCAUUGUCAGGAGACAGCCUGCUAAACAGCACUUCCAUCUCAGCUGAGGUUCCAUCAAUGCUGUCCUCCUAUUUCAAUGAAAGUUACUGAAAGCAUUUGUGAUGCGCUGAGAUGCGGAUGGAGAAUAUGAGGUGUCCUCAUGAGAUGCUUACAACCCCUGAACCAGUGCCAAUUCCACUCCAGUAAACCCCCAACUUUGUCAUGUCACAGCCACCUGCAUAACACAAUGUAAUCUCUGCAUAUCCAUGAAACCACAGAAGAAACAUAGUUUUGUACAGCACAGGCCAGCCAUAGUACAGCCACAAUUUUACUACAGCACAAGCCAGCCACAGUAUGGCCACAAUUUAGUACAGCAUAAACCAUCCAUAGCAAAGUCACAACUUAGCACAGCACACACCAGUCACAGCACAGCUGGGUCCAGUGUCUCUCUUCUUUUUAGUGACGUUCGAAAUUAUGUGUUGUAUUGUCAGUAAUGCAGUACUUUAAGUAUGUAUUGUAUGUGCUCUUGAAUGUGUCUGUCCGUUCAAAUGUAAAACUCAGGCAUCUCGGAUUUUUCUUUUUCUUGUUAACUUUCUUAAGUUGUACAUUGAAGUCUCACAGCUUUGGUUACCAAUUCACACUGAUGCAUAUUUUCUUUUUCUUUUUUUUGCCAACUCCGGUGAGCUCCUGUAAUCUUAAUACCUGUCAUAUUUCAGAAAUUCUUUGCUUUGAAGAAAUUAGCUGUGUAAACUGGUAAUUUUGUGCUUUCAGAGGGCUCCAGGCAAAUUGAAUCAUAACUUAAACGUUUUACACAUGCAGAUGUAACUGACGCGUUCACAUGCACCGCCCUAAUACGACGGAAUAACGUGAGUGCAUUUUCAGGCUCCAUUCCAGACAUGUGUUGCCUGGAUACCAUGUGCUGUUAAAGUGUGAGAAGUGUGUUGAACUCAAUCCUCCCUUUGCUAAAGGCAAAAUUACUUGUUAGUGUAAUGAAAAUAGGUCUUGUUAAUGUACAAUGCCCGUUCAUUUAUUAGUAGUAUCUACUGAACACUUUGCCAAUAAAUCCUCAACAUCCUGUGAUUAUAAGUAUAUCUGCAUGCCUGCUCUUGAUCCCUCUACAGUGUGUCAAAAAUGUGUUUUAAAGACUGUUUUAGAUUUCGACAGAAAUUGUUGUUUUGGCUCAUUUUUAUGAGAACAUUAGUUUGUUUUAACUGUUCUUCAGUUUCCUUCUAUGCAUUCAUGACAGUAGCCUAUACACUGUUGAUGUUUGCCAGUGCACAAUGGAUUUUGUAGAUCAGCAUACCUGUACUAUUCACCUCUGUCUGUAGUGUUUACCGUAGUUAACGUAGGCAAGUGUGCAAGUUCUCCUGGAAUCAGAAUGCAAUGGAAUGUUAACUGUCCCAUUUUCAAUUC